AUGACCACUCCAACCCUGAUCAAUCUCCCCCCUCCCCCCUCGGACCCCGUCACUCCCUCAGAGAUGGGCCCAGGCACUCCCAACUCCGGUACCACCUCACUGUCCGCGCUGUCCACGACGGCCAUCAAAGACGGCCACCAGGGUCAACCAUUGGCCCACGGCCGACACGCCCACCAAUCCUCCUCCGCCUCUACCUCCUCCACCACCACCCUAGACGCCGAGCGCGCCGAUCGCAUCUCCCGCCUCGCGGGCCUAGAACGGGUCACGACCGCCCGCGCGGGUGGCGGCGGCCACACCUCGGGCGCGCCCAUGUCCGUCUCCCAUGGCCCGGGCUACUUCGAGAGCCCGGCCACCCUGAAAGAGCGCAGCACCGUCGGCAGCGCCAGCGCGACAGGCAGUGUUGGCGCUCGCACCGGGACGACUUGGGCGUCUGGCAGUGACGCCUACUACGAUGGCGACAAGAUGAGCGAGGGCCCAGAUCCCGACGACGCGGUGUCCAACAUCAGUAACAUCAGCGACGAAGGCAACGCCAGUCUCGUGGGGUUCGGCGAAGGUGCUAACAGCACCAUCAGUGGGCCGACCUCGCAGCGGCCCCCGGGCCUGAAUCGUAUGUCCUCCGGUGCGAGACCGACUUCUAUUGGAAGCAAUGUGCCGCCGCGGCUGAACCCGCUCGCGUCGUAUUUGCAGUCACAGCAGCAGCACCAGUAUCAGCAUCAGUAUGACCAUGACAUGGGCAGUGGCAAUUUCUCUCCCGCGGGCUCGAAUACCCCCGAGCCGACGACGGAGGAUGCCCGCAUGGUCGAUGGUAUGACUUUCGACGAGGAUGUUGUGGAUACCACGGCCCGGACGCCGCGCCUGGUGACCCCGUCGAGUGAACUCAACACGCCGAAUCGAGAGUAA
This is a messenger RNA of Penicillium lagena, 900 nucleotides long. RefSeq lists its product as uncharacterized. The coding region runs from base 1 to 900 and encodes 299 amino acids. Lineage: Eukaryota; Fungi; Ascomycota; Eurotiomycetes; Eurotiales; Aspergillaceae. The record is from RefSeq and is a predicted model, not a curated record. The transcript is spliced from 2 exons.